CGUCUAGAUGUCGAUCAAGUCCCCUACUUUUUUGCGUCGUAACACCCAUUCAGGGCACUGUGCGUCUGUUUGACACGUACCCCAGUCUGAUGACCGUUUAAAUAACCCCAUGUAUCGUAGCUAUAGUUUUUAGGUCGGUUUUAAACUGACAGAUCUUUCAAAACAUUAAGUGCAGGCUGCUUUCAUAAGCUGGAAACAUGGAGCCAAGAGCGAGUGACGCGGUGGCAGGUGGCCCAUAUGUUGAACCAUCCAAUAGGAAGAAAAAGACCAACAAAGACACCCAACAGUCCACCCCCACCCCAUCCGAGCAGACCAGCACCAUGAAGCGUCUCUUUGGUUUUGAGAAGGAAGAUCUCACCUCAUGGCAUCGACUGGUGUGUCUUCUGAAUCGGCCCACUGACCCGGCCUCGCUGGGCAUAUUCCGUUUCUUAUUUGGUAUGGUAAUGGCGCUGGACAUCACACAGGAACGAGGCCUCAGUCACCUGGACUACAAGUAUUUAGACGGGGCACCCGUUUGCCGCUUCCCUCUUUUUAACUUCCUGCAGCCCUUGCCCAUGGACUGGAUGUACUUUGUUUAUUUUGUGAUGUUCCUUGGCGCUGUUGGUAUCAUGCUUGGCCUUUUUUAUCGCCUUGCGUGUCUGAUGUUUAUAUCCACUUAUUGGUACGUGUUUUUCCUGGACAAAACGGCCUGGAACAAUCACUCUUACCUAUACGGGCUCAUUAGCUUCCAGCUGACGAUCAUGGAUGCCAACAGAUACUGGUCCUUAGAUGGACUCCGAAACCCCAGGAAGAGGAACGCUCAUGUACCGCUGUGGAACUACACUGUACUCAGAACUCAGAUUUUCAUAGUGUACUUCAUUGCUGGGGUCAAGAAACUGGAUGCUGAUUGGGUGGAGGGGUACUCCAUGAAAUACCUGGCACACCAUUGGUUAUUUGACCCCUUUAAAGUGAUUUUGCCUGUGGAAUUGGUCAAUCUGAUGGUUGUCCAUGGUGGAGGUCUGAUCUUAGACCUGACAGCCGGGUAUCUGCUUUUUUUUGACGCCACACGUCCUGUCGCCUUUUUCUUUGUGAGCUAUUUCCACUGCAUGAACUCCCAGCUUUUUAGCAUAGGAAUGUUUUCCUACACUAUGUUGUCCACAAGCCCUCUCUUCUGCUAUCCUGAUUGGCCCAGGCGCUUUUUUGGCCGUUUCCCAGAAUUCUUGCAGCCUGUACUGCCCCUCAUCUCUCCUCCACCGGGUCCCAGCUCCUCGUGUGUGUACCUCAAUCCACCCAGCGACUCUGGCAGACAAGACGGGCGAGAUGAGAGCCAAACUGUCUCCAAACCCUCCACACCGGGCUGGAAACACAAGCUUGGAGCGAUCUUCACUUUGGUUUACAUCGCAGAGCAGCUCUUCCUGCCGUACUCGCAUUUCAUCACACAGGGCUAUAAUAACUGGACCAAUGGACUGUACGGUUACUCGUGGGACAUGAUGGUUCACGCACGUUCACAUCAGCAUGUCAAGAUCACCUACAGAGACAGUGUCACAGGGGAGGUCGGAUACCUAAACCCUGGAGUGUUUACUCAGAGCCGGAGAUGGAAAGACCACGGAGACAUGUUGAAGCAAUACGCUACCUGCCUUAGCCAAAAUCUGCCCCGUUUUAACAUCUCAGAUCCGGAGAUAUACUUUGACAUUUGGGUGUCUAUAAAUGACCGCUUCCAACAAAGGAUAUUCGACCCACGUAUUGAUAUAGUGAAAGCUGAUUGGUCGCCGUUCCGUCCCAAUCCAUGGCUCAUGCCGCUGCACGUGGAUCUUUCACCGUGGAGGGCUAAAUUUGAAGAGAUAGAGGGAUCUUUGGACAAUCAGACUGAGGUGGUCUUCAUCGCUGACUUCCCAGGCCUUUAUCUUGAAAAUUUUGUGAGUGAAGAUCUGGGGAACACCAGCGUUCAGGUUCUUCAAGGUCUGGUGAACGUUGAGAUAGUGGACGAGAAGAGGAACUACAGUUUACAACCAGGAGAAAAGAUGCAGCUUCCAGCUGGUGCAUAUCACAAGGUGUACACUGUAUCUGAUAAGCCGUCGUGUUACAUGUACAUCUAUGUAAAUACUACUGAGGCGGAGCUGCAGAAAAACUUUACAAAACUCCUUGAACUUCAGGAGAAAGUGCGAAAUGGAACAGAGACUGAACCUUUACCGGCAGAGCUGCAGCCGCUCAUCACCGGUCUCGAUGACUACGACACGAACGACACCGUGAUCGACCCCAUAGUCCGAAUCUUCUUGAAACGCCAGAAGCGAAUGGAGACCGUAAAGAAACGCAGAGAAGCCUCUGUGGUCGAGAGGUUUCAGAGAUUUGCUUCAAAGAAAUAUUACACGAUUAGACGAGGGUUCCUCAUGACAGCCAUUGCUUUGCGUAACCUGGCAGUGGGUUUGCCACCCCUGGAGCAGCUGCAGAGGGAAGUGGAUUACGCCAACCUGAAGGAACCAGAGGCAGAGGCCAAUCAGGACGAGCGUCUCAAAGAUGAGGUUGGACACGGAGAGCUGUGAAAGUGACUGCAGAGAGCAUGUCACCUGUAUUACAACACAUGAGCAAAUGCUUUAGUAGGUCAGUAUUUUGGAGAAUUCCAUAAAUGUCUAUGAAUAAGGUCAUUUGUUUACAGUUUGAUCUCAUUCGUUUUUUGUUUUUGGAAAAAUCAUUUGAAAUAUCAAUGUCUUUCAUUUUAAGGGCUAGUUCACCCUAAAAUUUAAAUCAUGUCAUAAUUGACUCUCUCUCUUACAGUAUGUGUGUCAUUUCCAUACAAUGAAAGUGAAUGGGGACGGGAGCUGUUUUGCUUCAAAUCACUACAACUUUACUAUAUUUCAGCCUUACAGUGUCAGUCCCCAUUCAGUAAAACAGCUUGAACUUUCAUAAAAAUCUUUUAUUUUGUGUUUUAAAGAGGACGUCAUACAGGUUUGGAUUUACAUGAGAAAGAUCAAAUUAUUACAGCAUUUAAUGUUUUGGGUGAUCCGUUCCUUUAAAUAUGCUUUUACUGGGUUACUGAAAUUUAAGUGUGAACACUAAGGUUUUCUCAAAUGUUUUUGUCAUUUUAAAAAUAUGUUCUGAAAACAGAAAUAUUAGUACAAUGCUACAACUUGCUGUUAAACAUUUUAGUAUUAAAUGCCAAAUUAAAGGUUUUAAUUCACCUUUUGUGCUUAAAGGGGUAGUUUACCCAAAAAAUGAAAGUUUUGUCAUCAUUUAUUCACCCUCUUGUCAUUUCAGCCUGUAUGACUUUUAUCUUCUGCAGAACACAAAAGAAGGUAUUUUGAAUAAUGUUGGUAACCGAAGAGCAACGCUACCCAGUACUAUUGUACAGACACAAAACCAAUAGACGUGAAUGGGUUCCGUCGCUGUUUGGUUUCACAACAUUCUUCCAAAUAUCUUCUUUUGUGUUCUGCGGAAGAAAGUCAUAACAGGUUUGAAAUGGCUAGAGGGUUAGUAAAUGAUGACAAAACUUUCAUAUUUGGGUGAACUAUCAUAUUAAGGUACCUUGCCGUGUACUGUCUCGUUCGAUUUGUUACAUGAUUUUAACUGCUAAUGUAAAUUAAACAAGUGGAAAAUCAUGGCUGUAGACAAAUCUUGACUGUAAAAUGUGCCAGGUAUACAGUAUGGACAGCUACAGAAUGGUCUUUUAAUGCAUAAGUUUCAUUAUGCUAAAUGCCGAGUGGCCUGAAAUGUUUCAUGUAUUGUGAAAACAUCUCAGUUUUAUAUGCAAAUUGAUUGUGUGAGGAUUAAAGGGCGUUUGUCAGUUUUUGAAUAAACAAU
Messenger RNA from Triplophysa rosa, 3774 nucleotides. RefSeq names its product gamma-glutamyl carboxylase (gene ggcx). The transcript is spliced from 15 exons. The record is from RefSeq and is a predicted model, not a curated record. NCBI's taxonomy places the organism in Eukaryota, Metazoa, Chordata, Actinopteri, Cypriniformes, Nemacheilidae. Gene Ontology annotation, molecular function: vitamin binding; gamma-glutamyl carboxylase activity. Bases 198 to 2519 code for a protein of 773 amino acids. Gene Ontology annotation, biological process: peptidyl-glutamic acid carboxylation.